This is a messenger RNA of Cyanistes caeruleus (blue tit), 1091 nucleotides long. The record is from RefSeq and is a predicted model, not a curated record. Lineage: Eukaryota; Metazoa; Chordata; Aves; Passeriformes; Paridae.
AGCCUUACAGUCAGAUGCGGAUGCCUGGGCUCAGAGGCAGCAAGUGGGGCUAAGAUUUCAGUCCUGUCUGGGGACUUCACACUAGGAUGGCCCUGCAGUCACUGGCUCUGAGGUUUCUCCUGGCCUUUGCAUCUCUACUGUCAGCACAUGGCCAGGAUGAUUUUUUCAACAUCCAAAUAGUGCCCCAGGGAACAGCUAUGCCAGAAAUGUGCCGAAGGCCCCUGUGGGACUCCACACUCCAGCUGGUGCCAGACCAGCAGAAUUAUAAGAAGAAUGAUGAAGUGAUGCUGAGCUGCCCUGAAGGUUUCCAACCAUCCUUCAGCCAUAUCAAAUGUUCUAGUGAAGUCCAGUCCUUCACUCGUGGGAAGCCUGUAUACAGAGAAGUGUGGACUGGAAGAAACUCCAGAGGUGUCUGGGUCCGCAUUCGGUCCAGCGUGGAGUGCAGUGAAGUCCUCCAGGUUGACCCUGAGACCUUUGAGAUUUCCAGCACCAGCAUCAAACUGAACUGGACCUGCAGGUUCCCUGAUGCCUGCCAGGGCAUGAGGGCCAUGUGCCGGCUGGCAGCGCCUUCCUCCCCUCCCUGUGAGGCUGAGGAGGUGAAGGGAGAGCAGAUGUUACAUGGCCAGAAGGGAACAUUCACCUGCUCCCCUCUGCAGCCCUUCACUGAGUACAGUGUCACCAUCGACUUGCCCCCCAACACAACCCUUUUCUCAUGGUUGUUCACGACAGAGGAAACAGUGCCGGACAAACCGCAGCAGCUGUGGCUGGAUGCCGACAGGGGCUCUCUCCGCUGGAACUCGCUGCCCUCCUGCAACGGGGAGAUCAUCGGAUACCAGCUGAGCAUCACAGCCCGGAGGGCGGGGGACAGCAGCGUGCUGGAGACGGAGCGGCUGCGCCUCAAUGGCUCGGUCACCGAGCAGCGGCUGCCGGAGCACAGCCCCGGCAGCAGCUACACCGUGACGAUCCAGGGGCUGACGGCUGCCGGAGCCGGGCCCGCGCUGAUGAGGGACUUUGACAGCGACAGCUCCGGUAAGCCGCGCUGCGCGGCCGUGGCGGGAGCCCGGGCACAGACGGAGCAUGAGGAAUGUUGA